AUGACUAAUCUAUACUGUGGGUUGUACUACAAUGUGUGGAUGUUGGGUAAAACUGUAAAGAAUGUGUUAGAAAGUAGGGAAACAUGGAAUGUGAGAAAUAAAUCUCUUGUAUUCAUUUUAUCAGUUGUUGGUAACAUUCGUGCAUCAAUUGGCAAGGCUAGAUUGUUGAUAAAGGAGAGAUUUUCUCAGUUUGGCGGCCUAAUUGAUGACAGUGAAUUUCACCGUGGUGAAAAGGAAGUUACAUGUAUGGACUUGCAGGGAUUCUGGGAUAUGAUUUAUAUGCAAGUAGAGAAUGUCCAAGAUAUGUUCAAAGAUUUGGAAAUUCUUCAAAAUAAUAAUUGGAAGGAAGAAGAAAAAAUAGUUGUAAAACCCAAACCAGUGAAAAAAGUUGCCAAGAAAGCCAAACCAGGGUUAUCUGAGGAGACUAAGAAAAGACGUGCUGAAGCUAAAGAAGCUGCCAAAAAAAGAUUAGCUGAAGCUAAAGCUAAAUCUGCCAUGUUAACUAAGGCCAAAAGUUCAACACCCAAUACUUCUGUACCGGAAGUAGUUAAAACCUUUGAAGCUGGUUUCUUCAAGAUUGCUAGUCCAGUGAAACCGCCUACCAGACGUGUUCAAGCUGGUACUUCUGCAAAAACUACAAUGAGGUUAAUUAAGAAUGUGAAUGCCAGUAGUCCGUGUAGUCCUGUUGUUGAAUUAUUAAGAUGCAACCAGAUGAGGAAAGCCAAGCUAAGUUCAACACCAAAUAAACAAAUCCAAGAAAAAGAGAAUGAGGACUUUGCUAAAUACUUGGUGCCUACUAUGUCAGAAGAGUCGUCUGGCAACGAGCCUAGUAUCAUUGAUCUGAAUGAACAAGCUGAAAUCUCCAUGGUAACCGAAUCAACUCAGCAACUGGAAGACCUGAAAAUAAGAAGUCCACGCAAAUCACAGAAACGUACCCCAGUUUCUAGACAUUUCAUGGAUCGCAAUAACACAAGCAAUGAUUCCAUCUCAACUGGUUUUCCAGGGCCAUGCCUUGGUCUUAAUACACCUGUGCAGAAUGGUCAAAUGAUGAAUGACAACUAUCUAUUUACACCAAUGGAGAGUACCACUAAUGCCCGUGCCUCAAUUGAUCUAAUAAAAUUUGAUUCAUCAGAUGCCGUUUCUGAUACGAGUACAUUUUCACCAUUGGAACCGCAAAGACAACGCCGCAGGUCUGCAAGAAUCCACAGUGCAAACCCAAAUCCUGCAAUCUUUUCUCCAUUAUAAAUGUAUAUAUUUCUCCUCUGACAAUUUUUUACUGUCCUCUUUCUGUCGUGACACAUUCAAAUUUUGUGUACAAUAGUGUAUUUUACGUAGUAUUGUAUAUAAAUCAUGUAUUAUUUUUGAAAUAAAGUUAAUUAUUUUACAAUGA
Saccoglossus kowalevskii is the source of this 1390-nucleotide messenger RNA. RefSeq lists its product as uncharacterized. The record is from RefSeq and is a predicted model, not a curated record. Gene Ontology annotation, cellular component: cytoplasm; nucleus; spindle pole centrosome. Lineage: Eukaryota; Metazoa; Hemichordata; Enteropneusta; Harrimaniidae. Gene Ontology annotation, biological process: signaling; kinetochore assembly; mitotic spindle organization. Gene Ontology annotation, molecular function: microtubule binding.